AUGCCACGGCACGAAUUUUCAAAAACAAAAACGAGAAUUUCAAUUUUAACAGUUCUAUCCAUUGACAGUUCAAUGAAGAGAUUCAAUAAACUACUUGAUGCCGCAUUGAUAGCAUUGGUGACGUAUCAUCUCGUCAUCUCUCCCUAUACCAAAGUGGAGGAGUCCUUCAACAUUCAAGCCAUACAUGAUAUUCUCAAUUAUGGUGCAUUCUGCACAGAGACGAUUGAAAAGUACGACCACAAGCAAUUCCCUGGAGCAGUGCCGAGGUCGUUCAUAGGCAGCUUGGUGCUUGCUUUAUUAGCAAAGCCAGUCAUUUUUAUAUCCUCUAUUUUCGGUAAGGAUCUAUUGCAAGGGGAGCAAACUCAAUUACAGACCAUAGUUCGUGGUAUCCUUGGUCUUACAAACGCAUUGUCGCUAAUUAGACUUAGAGAUCAGCUAAACAAGGUAACAUUCAGGGACAAAAAGAGUAAUAUCAAAGGAUUUACUGGAUUUUGGUACUCUGUUUUGUUGUUAUCACAAUUUCAUCUAAUCUAUUACUCCUCCCGAACAUUACCAAACUUUAUAGCUUUGCCACUUGUAAAUUUUGGAUUGAGCAAGUUGAUUGUGGGCGACUUGUCGGGGUUGACAUGGUUGGCAAUGACUGGUGUUGUAUUUAGAAUGGAAGUGGGUGUAUUUGCUGUGGUCAUAGCAGUAGUUUCCUCCUUGGUAUAUGGACAAUCGAAUAUUGUUGCAAAUAUUGUGCUUCUAUUUGCCGGGGGUUUAUUCGGUACAUUAACGACAUUAUUUAUUGACUCCUAUUUCUGGGGUAAGCCACUUGUUCCUGAGCUCAGUUCAUUCAUCUUCAACAUUGUCGAUGGUAAUGCAGCUGAAUGGGGUGUUGAACCAUGGGGAGCCUAUUUCAACAAAUAUCUUUUCAAGUUAUUCAGACCACCAGUGGUUCUCAUUUUGUCUGUUAUUGGGUUCUUGAAUGACCCUGCCGAUGAUGGGGUAGCUAUCACGGAUACCAAGGCUGUGCGUCAUCCAGCAAGAAACUCCUUGCGUAUAUUGUACACUUCAUCAAUCAUUUUUAUUGCAAUUAUGUCUUUCCAACCGCAUAAAGAAUGGCGUUUUAUCAUUUACACUAUACCAAUAUUUACCCUACAAGCAGCUAAUGGGUUGAGCAAUAUCUCGAUUAAGUGGAGUCUCAGCUUCUCAAACAAGUUGUUGACCUUGAUUAUCUCUUUCUUGGUUUUGGUUAGUGCGUUGCUUUCGUUACAAAUGGGAUAUAUCUCUAGUUUUAACUAUCCUGGUGGAGAAGCCUUGGAAUUUGCUAACUACUAUGUGUCGGAACACUACAGUGGUAGAAAUGUAACCCUCCAUAUUGAUGUUCCAGCUUGUAUGACCGGGAUCACCCGAUUUGGUGAGCUACAUCGUGAGGGGGUAAAGUACGAUAAAUCAGAGACUGACGUAGAUUAUGACACCUUUGAUUUAGUUAUCACCAGAGAUUUAGUACACGGCUGGAAACUCCUACACAAAGCAAAGAUAUUCAAAAAUUUGGACCUCACAACUAUCUUGAAAUUGAUUGAAACGCAAAAAGCUGAUCGCUCAACGUUAUUUGUACUUUUGAAAAUUAUGGUCGAUGAAUUUUUCAACGGGUCGAACCAAACUUUGAAAAGCUUGUUGCAAUCCACUAUUGCGUUGGAAGACUAUAUAUAUGUUUAUGAACAGCCCAUUAAACUGGAAGAAAGUGUUCAAGAGGGCAUACGUUAA
Messenger RNA from Lodderomyces orthopsilosis Co 90-125, 1749 nucleotides. RefSeq names its product dolichyl-P-Man:Man(7)GlcNAc(2)-PP-dolichol alpha-1,6-mannosyltransferase (gene ECM39). The record is from RefSeq and is a predicted model, not a curated record. Gene Ontology annotation, cellular component: endoplasmic reticulum membrane. Gene Ontology annotation, biological process: protein N-linked glycosylation. Bases 1 to 1749 code for a protein of 582 amino acids. The transcript has a single exon. Gene Ontology annotation, molecular function: alpha-1,6-mannosyltransferase activity. Lineage: Eukaryota; Fungi; Ascomycota; Pichiomycetes; Serinales; Debaryomycetaceae.